UCCCUAGUGGUCAAGGACAGAAUUUAAAGGACAUCAGAGAAGAAUGGAUCAAAGUUAGAGAAAGUUAGACCUGUAUAAAGUUGAUAAAGAUGCAUUCAGUUCUGUUAUAAAAUAAUCACAUGACAUAUUGGGUGUUUUCAUGAGAGAAACGGGAGUUUAUAUGUCAACUCCAUCGAGAACAAGUGGAGUUGGUGCGCUUGGCUACUUCGUCCCGACUCUUUCGUUGUGCUCAACUCCACCGCAUUGACAAAGACUGAUCCAAUGCGCGGUAGGCUACAGAGGGAAGAAAGGACAACACACGGACUAUAUUUCCACGAGGAGGAAAAUAAAUCGAUUAAAAAAAGAAAUUAUUCUACUUUAAAGGUCUCCUCUGCAGCCUCUGCUCUGUCCUGACUGAGAGCCACUGGUGUGUUGCCCACUUUCCCUCUGCAUCAUGGGUACCUUCUCCAGCAAGGACGGCCAUGGACCCACAGGGCCCAGCUUGGAUUUGUUCCAAACCCCUCCUACUUCUCCAGUGACCUCCACCCUGCCUGCUCUUACUCCGAUCACACCCUCUACACCAGGCCGGCCGGCAGCUCCAGUACCAGUCACAGCCCUAUCCCCAGUACCAGUACCAGUCACAGCCCUAUCCCCAGUACCAGUCACAGCCCUAUCCCCAGUACCAGUCACAGCCCUAUCCCCAGUACCAGUCACAGCCCUAUCCCCAGUACCAGUCACAGCCCUAUCCCCAGUACCAGUCACAGCCCAAGGCCCAGCACCAGUCACAGCACAAAGCCCAGCACCAGUCACAGCCCUAGCCCCAACUCCAGCACCAGUCACAGCCCUAGCCCCAACUCCAGCACCAGUCACAGCCCUAGCCCCAGCACCAGUUACAGCCCCAGCCCUAAGUGGGAAGAGACUCCUGCCCAUCAGCCCAGGCUACUCUGUGAUUGGUCCUGGGUUUAUCUCCCUGCAAGGAAGGACAGGAAGUAAUGCAGCAGUGCCUGAAGGGUGGGUUGUGAUGGGGUGUAAUGGAGGCCCCACCAGGUCUAGUCCCAGGAUCCCUGUACCCCAGGGGAAGAGCUCAUCGAUGAGCCCCACCAAGACUCCUUCAUCCCUGGGUAGCUCCCUGUCCUCGGCCAGCCCGAUUAGCCUGGUCAGCCCCUCGGGGCAGAGCGAGAAGGACAGUGGGCUGAGCCUGACCACGCUGGAGCACCAUGGGGCUGCAGACAACCAGGGUGAGAUUGAGAGGCUGGUGGAGGAGUGUAGGACAGCACUGGGUCUCAGUCCCAGUCAGUAUGCAACACUAAACAGCGCAGAUGUGUUGAAGCAUCUGAUAGUGGAGCGCCAGGAGUUGACCGCUGAGGUCCAGAGUCUGCGGGAGACCAUGCAGACGGAGCGUGUGGAGUGGCACCAGUUCCAGUCUGACCUGCAGGUGGCGGUAGCAGUGGCUGACCGGCUGAGGGCCGAGGCCGAGGAGGAGCUGAACACGCUCAGAGCGGCUCGGAUGGAUACAGAGCGCGAGCUGGAGGCUGCCCAGCAGAGACAGAAAGAGACUGAUGGGCAGCUGGUCAGCCUGAGAGGAGAGCUGAGGGAGAGCAGGCAGAGACUGGUCCACCUCACCCAGAACCAGGGACCAGGACAGGCCCAGGCUCAAGCCAAGACCCAGGGCAUGGAGAUGGCUACUGGGGAGACCAGCACACUGGAGACCCAGGAGGGGGGACACCGGGGAAGGGAGAGGGGGAUCAGCAGGUUUGGAAGAGGAGAUGACAAGAUGGAGAAGAGGAGCCAGGAAGAAGGGAAUAAGAAUAUAAGUGUGAAAGAGGCUCGAACAGACACUAAGAGCGUGGCCAACAGGUACUUGAGGAACGUGACCAAUGAGGAGAGGAGUGGAGAGGAAGGGUGUAGCAUGAGGGAGACACGGAGGAUAGUCACACAGGAGAGGGCAAGAAGCCUUUCUAGACUACCCGCAUCUUCAGACUCCCCUGCUGUAAUGAAUGGAACAUCCCAGUCCAAUACUGCCACAAUAGCUGGAUCUACAAACAAAAACCAAAGCCAAACCAGAGGAAGAAAAGGGCUAGAAUGGCAAGACAGCUGGUCCAGCACUCACACAGGGAAACGGGAGGAGGCAUUGAACCAGUACAACUCUGCCCUGGCAGAGCUGCCCCCUAACACGACCUCUAAGACCAGGUCUCAGGAUGGCUUUAAUCUACUCCUACGCCGCCAUGGAGGCUCCAAGAGGAACUCUCUUCUGCGCUGGUGUCAGAGCCGCACUCAGGGCUACAAGAAUAUUGACAUCACUAACUUCAGCAGUAGCUGGGCGGAUGGUCUGGCCUUCUGUGCUGUGUACCACACCUACCUCCCCUCACACAUCCCCUACUGCACCCUUAGCCCUGACAACAAGAGCGAGAACCUCAGCCUGGCAUUUAAGACGGGAGAGAAUGUUGGAAUCACAACAUCACUGACCAUGGAGGAGAUGCUGAGAGCCGGAGGACCAGACUGGCAAAGAGUUCUGGGAUACGUGGAGUGCAUGUACCGUCACUUUGAGAUGUAACGCCCAGGACUGUGUGCUUGAGGGAAACCUCGGCGGGAGGUACAGUUCACUGCUAUUGGUGGAAGGAUGGGGAGUGGGAGUCACUCCUCUACUAGCUGAUAUGGUCAUUGAUAGCCAUGUAGAGAAAGUUAGGCUUUGUUGGCACAACAGAGCCCCCUUCUGGUCAAGAGUGCAGGUGCAGGUUGCUGUAAAUGUCUACACUGGGACCCCAUCAGAAGGUUACACAAGUAACUGAUAUUAUCAUACCAAACCUUUGCUUGACUCCUAAACUUUUUCUCAGCUGCUGAUCUGUGUCCAGUGCCUUUAGUACCACAGUCUUCCAUUUAAAACAUGUUCAUAUUUUCUAUCCGUUUUAGCACUCUGUAAAUAUGCACUUUUAAUAAGCACUUUGAUGAUUGUAAUUUAAAGGAGGAAGGGGGAAAAGGAGUUGUAUGGAUGCAGUCUCCCUGUCUAGCAAUCCAUUGAUUCUUAUAUGUAACUAAAAUGUGAACGCUGACUAUGUUGCCAAAGAUGCAGAAUA
This is a messenger RNA of Salvelinus namaycush (lake trout), 3053 nucleotides long. Its product is annotated as cytospin-A-like. The transcript has 11 exons. The coding region runs from base 434 to 2533 and encodes 699 amino acids. Lineage: Eukaryota; Metazoa; Chordata; Actinopteri; Salmoniformes; Salmonidae. Gene Ontology annotation, molecular function: protein binding. The record is from RefSeq and is a predicted model, not a curated record.